AUGUCUCUCCCCAGCUACGAACAGACAUUCCAUGCCCUCUCACACACCCGCAUGGACUGGCAAGGAGAAAGUGGCCUCACACACUGGAUCCCUCCAGUUCCCAGCAUCUUCUGCCCCAACCCCUUCCCCAGUCCCCUCCCCCACCCUCUUGACGGUGAAGGUCUCCAAGGCCAAAUCGCCUUCCUCCCACGUCAAGAACAAAUCCCCCAUACCUCCAUCAUCCACCCACAACUCAAUAAAGGUGCGUACUCCCACCCCUGCGUCAUCCUCGCUACUUCCCCUUGCACUUCCUACGUCUUCUGCGCCCCCAUCACAUCAUUCAACGGACAAGCUUUGCAAGAAAAAAUGGCCCGUGCCACCGACAAAUCCGCCCUUUGGCAAUACCUCCAGAUCCAACACUUUGGUGCUCAAAGAGACCCACCGAAUGAGUUAGGUGAACUCCAACUCGUCGGCGAGCAGAUGGCUAAACCUUCUUAUGUGAAUCUGAAGAAUGGCUUUUGGAUUGAAUGGAGGUAUCUGGGUAAGUUCAAUCCCAGGGCCAAUGGUCGUAUUGCUCUGGCACCAGAGUCGUAUCUGACUGCUACUUGGGCUUAUGCCGUUGCCGAGCAGCAUAGACAGCUCAUCACCGCUUCUAUUGCUUGCCCGGUUGCAUGCACUCCAGCACGACCAGCUACCCCUCCGCUGUCUGUCGAAGAAUCCCUUCAGCAGAUUCCCUACAUGGGCACAACCUACUACCCAAUUCCGGCAGCCUAUCCUCCUUCGCCUCCUCUAGAGGGUCUAAAUGCUGCGGCUCCGGAGUUCAGUAUGCCUACAUGUACUGGGCUAGACCCGACUGCUGCGAACUUCACCUUUGAGUUCGUCCAGCCUGAAGUCCUCGUUCCCAUCUACGCUCCAGUCCCUGUCCAAAUGCCAUGGAUGGAUGUCAACGCCUGGUCUUACUCCCAGCCUCCUGUAAUGGCCAUGUGA
This is a messenger RNA of Pseudocercospora fijiensis CIRAD86, 966 nucleotides long. RefSeq lists its product as uncharacterized. NCBI's taxonomy places the organism in Eukaryota, Fungi, Ascomycota, Dothideomycetes, Mycosphaerellales, Mycosphaerellaceae. The transcript has a single exon. The record is from RefSeq and is a predicted model, not a curated record. The coding region runs from base 1 to 966 and encodes 321 amino acids.